GUCUAUACUUUCUAUACAAAUCUAUACUUUCUAUACAAAUCUAUACUUUCUAUACUUUCUAUACAAAUCUAUACUUUCUACACCAGUCUAUACAAAAUCUAUACUAUCUACACCAGUCUAUACAAAUCUAUACUUUCUACACCAGUCUAUACUUUCUACACCAGUCUAUACUUUCUAUACCAGUCUAUACUUUCUAUACCAGUCUAUACUUUCUACACCAGUCUAUACUAUACCAAUCUAUACUUUCUAUACCAGUCUAUACUUUCUACACCAUACAAAUCUAUACUUUCUACACCAGUCUAUACUUUCUAUACAAAUCUAUACUUUCUACACAAGAUGGUGGCGGAGCAGACAGAGGCUGAAAUGCUGACGUUGAUAUCGUUGAGGAGUCGUCGAUGGGUGGAGAAUACGCUGAAGAAGCUGUAG
Messenger RNA from Haliotis rubra (blacklip abalone), 426 nucleotides. RefSeq lists its product as uncharacterized. The annotation marks the transcript as partial. The record is from RefSeq and is a predicted model, not a curated record. NCBI's taxonomy places the organism in Eukaryota, Metazoa, Mollusca, Gastropoda, Lepetellida, Haliotidae. The transcript is spliced from 4 exons.